AUGGCAUUGAAGGUGCUGAAACCGUUGAAAAAUGGCGGGUGGGCUCGCAGAAAGGUAUCCGCAAAGAAAAAGGGUAAGGCCAAACGUUUUGACACCCCAGCUGUGAGCAACUUGCAUCCUGUCAUCGCGCUGACGUUGCAUCUAUUGUCUAUGGGCGGCCUGCCUUAUGCCUUGAUGAGCCUGGUUCAUGCGGUUGCUUGCAACAUGUCAUCGCCCAUGACUGCUAUUUCGGUGGCUGAGUUCUUCGCUGGAUGCAAGUCCAUUUGCAAUGGCUUCCGGCAGCAUGGAAUGACAGCGGUGAGCUUCGAGAUUGAAGACCGUGCAAUUGAAGACAUGCUCUCUGGGAUUGGAUUUGCAUAUGCCAUUUCCCUUGUGCUCCGGCUGCGGCGAACAGCCGGGCUAUGCUGGCUAGCGCCGGUAUGUUCCACAUGGGUGUGGAUAAAUCGUUCAACAUCGGGACGAAGCAGAGAGCGUCCUCUUGGGGCUGUCCAUUUGGCCCAAGUGGCCAAUGCGAAUUGCAUGGUGUCUCGUUGCUGCAUUUUGGCGUUGGUAUGCUGUAUCCUGAGAAUACCCUUUAUUCUGGAACAGCCUGCAUCAUCGCUGAUGCAGUUUCAUCCAGACUUUCAAUACCUAUGCCGGAAGUUUGAAAUUUACCGAGUAUUUGUGUGGCUUGGAUCAUACGGUGGAAGCAGUCCAAAGGGAACAUUUCUUUAUUCAAAUUAUCAAUGGAUCACAUCGCUCUACUUGCCUUUGCCGUCGGAUGCUGACUGGCCAGCUGACAUGAGCAAGCGGUAUGUCGACUCCAAAGGUGUCAACCGAGUUUGCGGUGGCGCAGAUCUGAAAGGAUCCCAGCAUUAUCCAGCGUUGCUGGGUCAAGCUGUUGCUCAGUUAUACUUGAACAACCACAAGUCUAUGAAGAAGAUCAUCAAACAAAGGGAGGAAGAGCUUUCCAGCUUGCCCAAGCCAAUGAAAGCAAUGCGGGAGUCCGGGUGGGCCAGCUCUGCCAACCUGAUCCAGGCUUUGAAGGUGCAACAGAAGAGUAAAGGUGGUUUGGUGACUCCAAACAAGCCUAGCAGCAACAGCAGUAGGUCUUCUACACCGGUUACUCCAAAGAAGCUGAGUUUUGCUGAACGCAGCAGUAUCCACCAUAUCCAAGCAGAGAACCCACCAGGGAAAGGGUUUGAGGAUGAAACCAUGAAGGGUGAGAAGGCUGAUGCUAUCAUCGCAGCCAUGCGUAAGGACACGGCAGCAAAGGAACAAAGGAAGAAGAAAGCAGCAGCAGCAGCAGCAAACAGCUCGAGUUCAGAUGAAGAGCAUGAGGCUCAAAAGGCCAAGGGCUCCAAAGAGUCAGACGUCAAGGUGAAAAGUAAGAAGGAGCAGAAAGGGAAGACGCUGAAGCAAUCAGAUGAUGAUGAGGAGCCACGGAAGAGAAAGGGGGAUGCAGGAAGAAAGACUGGACCCAGAAAGGCUCAGAAGCAAGAACCAAAGGAGAAGUCGGAGAAGCCGAAGGAAAGCAAGAAGAGAAAAGAGGAAAAGGAGAAGGAAGAAGCAAGACAGAAGGAAGAGGAAGAGAGAGAAGCGGCAGCGAAGAUGAAAGCAGCCAAAGAGGAGAGUGAGAAGGAACACAGAGGCAAUGCCAAGUCUAAGGCUAAGAAGGCAAAGGCAGAACAGAAGGCAAAAGCAGAGAAGGCACAGGCAGAGAAGGCAAAGGCAGAACAGAAGGCAAAAGAAGACGCAGAAAAGGCAGCAAAAGAGAUUGCAAAGAAGGAGAAGGAACAGAAGGCACAGGCAGAGAAAGCAAUGAAAGCAAAGGCAGAGAAAGAGAAGGAGACGCUGGCUUUGGAAGAUGCAAAGAACAUGAAGCCUGUGAGCUUGCUGAAAAAGAAAGAGGCAACCGAGAGUGAAGACGAAGAAGAAGACAGCAACAGCAAUGACAGCGAAGGUUCCAGCGAAGGCGAAAGUGAGGAGGAAGCAAGCCAACUUGAAAGCGAUUCAGACCAUGAAGAAGAAAGCCAGGAGAAGAGCUCAGACAAUGAAGAGGUAUCAGAAGAAGGCAGUGAAGAUGAAGAUCAGGAGGAGGAAGAAGAGGAGGAGGGCAGUGUCUCAGAGAGUAGCCAGGGUGAGACAAACAGCGAAGGUGAGGACAGCGAUGGGAAGGGUGAGAUGGGAAGCGAAGAGGAGAGUGAGAAGGAGACCAAAGUUGACACGGGUGUCAAGAGAAAGCUGUGUGAGGAAGAGGCCAAAGCUCCGAGCGAGGCAACUGAAAAAACGAAGGGUGAGAAGAAAAGAGAGAAGAAGGAGGCAAAAAAAGAGGCCAAGAAGGCAUUGAAAGAUGCAGAGAAAAGCCUUGCAAAGAAGGGCAUCAAAGUCAAGAACAGCACCAAGUUUCGAAAGGAGUGGCAGGCUUUCACAAGAUACUUGAAGAACCCGACCCGUUGCCCAGCAAAGGUCAUAGCAGCUUGCAAGAACAAGGAGACCAGGCACCAGCUGUUCCAGGACUAUGUCGAGACCAAUCGGGAUACCGCCCAGGUGGAGGCCCGUUUUGAGGCCCGAUUGGAAGAAACCCAAAGGACCAUUCCGGAUCCUGAAUUCCCUGGGGAAGAAGAUGAAAAACUCUUCUUUGUCAUGGUGGAGCUGAACAUGGAUGAUAUCCGAGAGCUACGCCGUGUGACCCAGAUAGAGAUGCAGGGAUCACUCGAUGCUGAUGGUGUCAAGGCUUUCGUGGAGGCUGGAGGCUGCUAG
Molecule: messenger RNA, 2742 nt
Organism: Cladocopium goreaui
Lineage: Eukaryota; Dinophyceae; Suessiales; Symbiodiniaceae
Source: the annotation of a GenBank genome assembly